Molecule: messenger RNA, 4239 nt
Organism: Antechinus flavipes (yellow-footed antechinus)
Lineage: Eukaryota; Metazoa; Chordata; Mammalia; Dasyuromorphia; Dasyuridae
Gene: KCNA4
Product: potassium voltage-gated channel subfamily A member 4
Exons: 2
Coding region: 1232-3208 (658 amino acids)
Biological process (GO): potassium ion transmembrane transport; protein homooligomerization
Cellular component (GO): voltage-gated potassium channel complex; membrane
Molecular function (GO): potassium ion binding; protein binding; delayed rectifier potassium channel activity
Source: RefSeq, a predicted model, not a curated record
AGAGAGAGAGAGAGAGAAAGAGAAAGAUUGAGAUUUUAGGGAAGAAAUUCGGACUUAACAAGUGAGCGCUGCUGUCUAGGAUUUUCUUCCUUUCCCUUGACUCCCUCCCCCUCUUUUUGCCCCUCUCCCUAUGUGUGGCUCUCCAGUUUCCUCCCAGGCGUCUCUGGGAACGCAGAUCUCUGGAGGCACCUGGACUCCUGGGUCCUUCCAGGGUCUCAUCAUCCUCUCCCUCAGCCGUGAAGAUUCCCGGGCUCCUUAGCCUCUUCCCUCAGUCCCUUCCACCCCCGUCGAUCUGAGAAGGUGCUCGCUGGAUCUGUUUUGGCCCCUCCACCUCCUCCCCCCCCCCCCACCUGAGCGCUCCUCCCUUUUCUCCUGGAUUUCUCUCUACCAUCCAUCCUUGUUGGCUUUUGGCUUGGCAAACUAGGGAGACCCUUUCCCUCCUCAUCCUCGGCUUGGGAACGGUCAAGUGCAACUUCUACAUGGUCUUAGCCAAAGAGUGACUCAUCUCCACCUCCCUGUCUUCUAUGGAGACCUCAGAGUUGAGUCUGACAUUGCAGUGGCCUCUUGUACCCUCUGUUGCUCCUAAAGCCUUUGCCUCUGCCCAUCCUUUGCCCCUGGGCUUGAGACUUUGUUGACGGACUGAUGUGUGGGGGACUUCAAAGUCCUGAGUUUAAGAAAAUUGCUGAGCUUGAGAAGCAAUGGCAGGACCUACAUCACCACACCUGAUGUGGGUUAAGCCCUCACCUGAAGGCAGAUGUUAAAAUUAGAGACAUCUUGUUUUUUUAUUUGAGUUUGAUAGACCAAGUGCUGGACAAUUUCCAUGGCAGGAGAAGAGAAGGCAUUUUCCUGGCGCCAUUGCUGGCUGACUGAUGCUUGCUCCUUCUGAACCUCAAGACUUCCUCAUAGACUGGCUCCCAAACCUUUUCUGUGUUUGGAGUUCCCAGGAAUAAAGAGAUGCUUGGGAAACCCCAGCUUUUCUGACUUAGACUGGAAAGUGCUGCGGUUGGAUUCUCCCCGACCAAGGUCAGUGGCCAACGUGGAAACCAUGCGAGGCAAGAAAUUAGGGAGCAGAUAGGGUGGAAAAUGAAAAGUUGGACUGGAGUUAUCAUUGUUCUUUCAAGAAAUCCAUCUAAGCAACCAGACCUUCCCUGAUCUGGUGAAGGGACAGGAACAAUCCAUUUUCUUAGCACCCUUCUUCUCCUAGGUUCGGCCCUCACAUCCACCCGGCACCAUGGAGGUUGCAAUGGUAAGUGCCGAGAGCUCGGGGUGCAACAGUCACAUGCCUUAUGGAUACGCCGCUCAGGCCCGGGCCAGGGAGAGGGAGCGCCUAGCGCAUUCUAGGGCCGCUGCUGCCGCGGCAGUGGCCGCGGCCACAGCCGCAGUGGAAGGCAGCGGGGGCUCAGGAGGAGGUAGCGGCUCUCAUCACCACCAUCAGAAUCGGGGGGCCUGCUCUUCCCAUGACCCACAGAGCAGCCGGAGCAGCAGAAGGCGGCGGCGGCAGCAGCGGGCUUCGGAGAAGAAGAAAAUCCAUCAUCGCCAAAGCAGCUUUCCUCAUUGCUCGGACCUCAUGCCUAGUGGUUCGGAAGAAAAAAUCCUGAGGGAGCUGAGUGAGGAAGAGGAGGAGGAGGAAGAGGAGGAGGAAGAGGAAGAAGAUGGGAGGUUUUAUUAUAGCGAGGAUGACCAUGGGGAUGAAUGUUCCUACACAGACCUGCUGCCUCAGGAUGAUGGGGGUGGGGGUGGCUACAGUUCUGUUCGCUAUAGUGACUGCUGCGAGAGGGUGGUCAUCAACGUAUCGGGCCUACGCUUCGAGACCCAAAUGAAAACCCUAGCCCAGUUUCCAGAGACCCUACUGGGAGAUCCUGAGAAAAGGACUCAGUAUUUUGACCCUUUACGUAAUGAGUAUUUUUUUGACCGGAAUCGGCCCAGUUUCGAUGCCAUCUUGUAUUACUACCAGUCAGGGGGGCGUCUGAAGAGACCAGUCAACGUUCCUUUUGACAUCUUCACGGAAGAAGUGAAGUUCUACCAGCUGGGAGAGGAGGCCCUCCUCAAAUUUCGGGAAGACGAGGGCUUUGUAAGGGAGGAGGAAGACAAGGCUUUGCCUGAAAAUGAGUUCAAGAAACAGAUCUGGCUGCUCUUCGAAUACCCGGAAAGUUCCAGUCCGGCAAGGGGCAUCGCCAUAGUCUCGGUCCUGGUCAUCUUGAUCUCCAUCGUCAUCUUUUGCCUGGAGACUCUGCCAGAGUUCCGGGACGACAAGGAGCUCAUCAUGGCCAUGAGUGCUGGGGGGCGGGGCCUGUUGCCCAAUGACACCAUGUCUUCACACCUGGAGAACUCCGGACACACGAUCUUCAAUGAUCCCUUUUUCAUAGUGGAGACGGUCUGCAUCAUCUGGUUCUCCUUCGAGUUUGUGGUCCGCUGCUUUGCCUGCCCGAGCCAAGCCCUGUUCUUCAAGAACAUCAUGAACAUCAUUGACAUUGUUUCCAUUUUGCCUUACUUCAUCACCCUGGGCACCGAUCUGGCCCAGCAACAAGGGGGUGGCAAUGGUCAACAGCAGCAGGCCAUGUCCUUUGCCAUCCUGAGGAUCAUUCGCCUGGUCCGGGUGUUCCGGAUCUUCAAGCUCUCCAGACACUCCAAGGGCCUUCAGAUCCUGGGCCACACCCUCAGGGCCAGCAUGCGGGAACUGGGCCUUCUGAUCUUUUUCCUCUUCAUCGGGGUCAUCCUGUUUUCCAGUGCUGUGUACUUUGCCGAAGCAGAUGAGCCUACUACGCAUUUCCAAAGCAUCCCGGAUGCCUUUUGGUGGGCUGUGGUGACCAUGACAACUGUGGGCUAUGGGGACAUGAAGCCCAUCACAGUGGGGGGCAAGAUAGUGGGGUCCCUGUGUGCCAUUGCAGGUGUGUUAACCAUUGCUUUGCCAGUGCCAGUGAUUGUUUCCAACUUUAACUAUUUCUACCACAGAGAGACUGAAAACGAAGAGCAGACGCAGAUGACCCAGAACGCGGUCAGCUGCCCGUAUCUCCCCUCUAACUUGCUGAAGAAAUUCCGGAGUUCAACUUCUUCUUCCUUCGGAGACAAGUCUGAGUAUCUGGAGAUGGAAGAAGGAGUGAAGGAGUCUCUUUGUGCAAAAGAGGAAAAAUGUCAGGGGAAGGGGGACGACAGUGAAACAGAAAAAAAAAACUGCACCAAUGCCAAGACUGUGGAGACUGACGUGUGAUGCUUACCCCCUUCCCAAGUUUCCAAAUCUAUUUAUGCAUAGAGAGUGCAGUGAAGAAGUUGAAAUAUGCAAACGAGUCUAAUGCAUACAGUAGUACACCAUUUAUUGGUUAAAUGAGACCUACUUAUAACUAAACUUGUAUCACAUAUCAAGCAGAUGAUAUACCUUGUAGAAGGGGUUGGGGGCUAAACGAAAGCAAAUUAAUCUUUAUAUUUUUAUUAGAAUGCAAGAGUUUUGCACAUCGGUUGGAAGAAAUGAUUAAAAAAAAAGCCAAGAUCAUUUGACAGGAAGUGUGUGUAUGUAUGUGUGUAUGUGUGAGUGUGUGUGUAUGUGCAUGUGUGCCUGUGAUGUCAACAUUGCUAGUAAUUACUUAAUGAUAGCAGAAAAAAAAGUUGGCAUUGGAAGUAUUUACUAUGUAAGAAUGAAUACAGUCAAAUGGUCAUUUACCAAUGCUUUCAUAGAAUCUCUCAGAAAUCAUUGGAUUCCAUAGUGGUUGUUUUUCCAAAAAUUUAUAUGAAUUGCUGUGUAGACUUAAAGAAGUAAAUUGUCUAACAGAAUAGAGGCCAUGGUUUUAUCCUGGAUUUAUCAGAGUUUAUUUUUAACUGGAAAUUAACUUAAAAAAAAAACAGGCUGUAUGUGCCCACAGAAAUCAAUUAUUUUUAUUAUUAAUUUUGGAAAAGCAUCGGUGGCAGGUGUUGAUAAUGAUCCUGAAGGACAUGAAGUUGGAGGAAAUGUACCGAGGUUGGGACCAUAAAAUAAAGGAACUGGAAUGUUUUUUUUGCACUACUUUUAUGCUGGAGAUCGAUCGAAUGAGAUUUCAAACUGUGAAUGUUUACUAAUGUUACAGUUCAAUGACAAUCAUUGGAAGAAUGAUUUCUGGGUCUUAUUUGAUUGUUCUCCGUUUUUCUUUGUGUGAGACUGUUAGCCACACAGAUAACAGCGUAUUGAUUCCAUCCUCUUUUAAAAGUAUAAAUAACUGUGAUCUGGAAAAAGAAUUGUGAAGUAAAAACUCGCAAUCAAGCCUUUUGAAA